UGUGCCACGGAUUUCACAUAUUACGUCCGUGAAUUUUAAAUACGCAUGCUGAUACCAAGAACCCGCUUAUUUUUGAAUGGAGGAAAACGUUAUUUUAGAUUUUGUGAGAAAAUAAGUCCAGGACUACAACUGCGCAUCGGGGGAAGUGACGUAAUCGAACCAAACGCAUAGGUGCUGCUGCGUAUAGAUAUGUAUAUUAACACCAGAUCACGAAAGCGGGACUUGAGGGCGUAGUUAAACGGCGGCCAUCUUACCUCAGACAACAGGCCCCUCCGCUCUCAAUGGUAGCAGCUGAAAGGUGAGUGAUCAGCUUAAACAAAAACACCCUUAACUCGAUGAAAUAUUAACGGAUUUACAAGCGGUUUGCUUUAUUACAAACCUUAGAAGACUUGGGCUUGAGACAGCAUACUUGCACAUGUUGAAAGUAACGCUUUUGUUUUUGAAAAUGGCUUAAUUGUGAACCAUGUGUCCCGGCUAUCUGCAUGUUAUUCAGGUUGAGACAGGGUCCGAAAUUAUUUUUUUUUACUCACAGGCCAAGUUGGCUGGUAGAUGAUGAAAAUCUACCGGCCAAGCAUAUUUUUUACCGGCCAAAAUUCUAAAUGAUUUAGAUCUACCUAAAGCAUGUAAUUCUGUAUUAUGUUGAUUCCAAACAGAGUGACAAAAUAAUUAAAACAUCAAUUAAUAAGAAAAACAACUCUUGUCAUUUUUACUAUUUAUUUAUUUUUAGAGAUGUUUUUAUGAACUCUUUCAUUGAAAUCUAGUCAGACUCCUUGUUUUCUCUGUCCAUGAAGUCUGGCCUGCGUCCGACACUGUCUUUGUGCCAAAGCAUUACAGCCUCAUUUGGGUCAUAGCCCUUGAUCUCUGGAAAACACAGCUAGCCUAGUGAACUAGACCAAAUUCUUGCUUUGCAAAGUUUGCAACGUUUAUAUAUACAUCUAUGCUGCUGCAUGCAGAUCGCCGGCAGCGUCAUUUGGAAUUCUAGGAUGUCCAAGGAACGUCCCGCCUUUCUCGCCUCUGAUUGGCUGGAAGGGCUCUACUACGAUUGGCUAUUUCGGUAAGAGAAAACGGGUUUAACUUUUUUUUAUUUAUUUUUUUUACUUUAUUUAACAAAGUGCAAGUAUACAUCAAGAGAACACAAGCAAUAUACAUACAGAAGAAUAUAUUUAACAGAACAUUCAGCCAGGGGGAUUAAUUAUACAAAUAUAUGUAAAAAUCUACAAAUAUCAAUUUUUUGAGAGCCAUUUUUUUAACAUAUUGAGAAAUUAGAUUUAUAUAUAGUUCUACGUCUUUAAGAAAAUACGGAAAAUAUGGCAUCUCGCUGACGUCGUUAGGUCCGUUUUACCCCCUAAAAUAAUCACAAGCCCCCCUAUCAUUUUGGUUUAUUUUAUUUGAUUUUUUUUCAGUUAACUUUUUUUUAUUUGUUCACAUCUACAUGCUCAACACAAUCACGACAUGUGUAGUUGGUACAUGAGUUUUUUAGUCUGAAACAGAAAUAAUAAUUAAUGAAUAUAGAACUACACCGUCGCACACAGGAAGUAUCAAGAAAGAACUUCCUCCACUUCCCGCAGCUUUGUUGACAAGUCAGGGGGCGGGGCCAGCACACCGUUAAUAUUUCAAGGUUAUAGUUCAGACUUCAGAGAGAGGAAAAUGCUACCGCACCGACAUGCUAAUGCUAACUCCGCUAGCAUGUUUACAUGCCGCAAACCAUAAUGAAAAGCUUUGAUGUCAAUUAAAAUGGUCGGAAAACUCCCCUGAAGUGACAUGAUUAAUGGGUCAGCCAGUUCAUUGAGUGACUUAGUGCCACCAACUUGAGCUACAGUAAUGAGUCUGCACAAACAGAACCUGCUCUGCGCUUGUGUGCAGCAGCUGCAGCCCUCUCUGUGGGCUCAACUCUCUCUGCGCAUGCAAAUCUCUCCCUUCUUUCAACAAGUAGCCUCUCCAACAGUCAAUCACAGACAGCUCUGUUUUAUCCAAUCAAAGCAUGUCCAGGAAACACUGCUUUACAGAAAAACACCCAUUUAACAGCUUAUUGAACUGCUUUCUGCUGCUGGUUAGCUACCAGUCACCAUCCACUGCCUGCAAAAUACUUUGUUGUAAUUCAUGUGUCAUGAUUAGGGUGACCAUAUUUGACUUCCAGAAAAGACACAUUGCCUAUUCCUAAAACUGUUAAAUUGCACUCUUUUCAGUUAAAAAGGACUUUUAAUUUCAACAUAUAAAGUGUUUCUUCUCUGUUUGGUUAAGACAUAAAUGAUCCCUUGAUGUGUAAAAGGAAGUGAACAGUGGAAAUGUCCCAGGAAAAGAGGAGGGCUAAUCAACCUAAUUAAAUAUAACUAUAUAAAGUCGUCUUUAUCUGAAAAAAGUGCAAUUUUCCUGGCAGUAUUUCCUGGACAUGCUUUGAUUGCAUAAUGGAGAGCUGUCUGAUUGGCUGAUGGAGAGGCUACAUUGCUUUGUAAAUUGCAAAUUGAGCAACAACAGGGAGAUUUGGCCCGGCAGAGAUGGAGUUGAGCAUGCAGAGAGAGGGCUGCAUAUGACUGCAGAGCAGGUGUUACUCUUGCAGAUUGAUCACUGCACGCUCCAGUUGGUGGCACAAAAUUCACUCCACACUAAAAACCUGAAUCAGAAUAUGGCCGAAUAUGUAUAUUAUUGACCAUUUUUCUAUAUUAUAUAUUUUUUCUAUAAUAUAUAUAUAUAUAUAUAUGAUAUAGUAUAGGUGCAUAUAUGUAUCUAUAAUAUAAUAAACAGCCAGUUUUAUAUAUGUCACAUAUAUUCAAAAGCUUCAUCAAAACUUAUAUUAAAACCUAUAUGUUUAUGACUUCUUUCCAUGUGGGUUGUCAGUUGCUUAAUAUUUCCUGUUUACCUAUGGGAAAGAAAGGAGAUAUUGUACUCGUCUAACUUUAACAUAAAUUUUGGCAGCUUAAUGUGACGUUAUGGAAAAUGCCAUCAUCAUGAGCAACCAAACAUAGGCUAUAUUAGGCUAACAGUUGUCCAUAUUCUGUCCCAUUUAUCCACCAAUGGCUGUUUCAAUUAUUGUGAGUGAAAACUAAAUGGCAUAGUAGCAUUUGACUUGGCAUUAGAAAUUGAAAAAGUUUUUCAAUGUGUUGGCUAGAUGGAUAUACGAAGAUUUUUUAAGAGAGUGAGUGAGGAACAGGAGAGAGACCAGGUGGUUGAUGCUGAGGAGAUCUGCAUGGUCGAGGUCAGUGAUCUACAGUGAAAACAGGGGCGAGUGCACCGUUAUGAGCAUUUACCUGAGCACAAAGUUCCCAAGCAAAAUUGAACAGUUUUCUAUUUAGGAGUGAACAGUUAAGAGAACUUGAGAAAAAAAAACUAUAAUUAUCAUCUGACCUGCAACCUUAUGUCAAGUUGUAUCUGUAUAGUUGACUUUCUGUAUUAUAAGUUCUACUACUUGCUGGAUAUUUUCAUAUAUACUGUUAUUUUGUCUUGUAAUAGUUAAUUACACACUCCUUUAUUCCAUAUCAUAGCAGUGUUAUUCAUAUAUUAAAACUGUCAACUGUACACUCAUUUGGCAGAAUAAAAGUUUGACAAUUAUUCAUUUGUUCUUUAUUGUCACAUUUCAGUAACAUUUAUAAUCAAACAAGUUGUAAUUAAACAAAUUAAAUAAAUGACUACAACAUUUCCCCCUGUUAAGUGCAGUAGACUGAAAUGAAUAGCUUUAUUUGGAAAUAUAACAUAUCUAAUUUUUAAUGGACUUACAUAAAAUCUUUCUUCAACAUAGACCCCACUAAUGAACUGAUUAAGUGUUAUUUUUUAUAAAAAGAAGAGAGGAAAUGCACAAAGAUGGGAAAGGAAAAGAAAGUGAUAAAAUAAUAGGUUUUGUUAAGUGUUCUUCAUAUAAUGAAUUAAUUGACAAAGUUUUUGCAGGGUGUGACAAAAAAUGUUCAAGGUCAAGCUCCUGGGGCUAAGCCCCCCCAUAUAUCAAUCCUAGUGACGUCCAUGCUGGCAUCUUAUUAGCAAAUUUACAUUUAUAAACAUGGAAUUUAGCCAAGAGAAGUAACAAGUUUAUUACAAAAAAGACUUAUACUUUUUGGGAGCACAAAAAAACAGAAUAACACAUUUUGACAUCUUAAAGAAAAAUCCUUAAAAAUAUGCUGAAUAAUAAACCUGCUGAACUCCUUCCAAAACCUUUGUGUGAAAGAGCGGCGCCAAAACAUAAUGAUUAUCAGUUUCUGGAUGACCUCCCCAAAAACUGCAAUUAACAUUAAUUUCUCUUUUAAACUUCACCAUGUAGUGUUUUGCAGGGUAAAUUUUAUGAAGGAUUUUAAAUGACACUUCUUUUACUUUAUUAACAAAUAUUUGUGGCGAAUCAUCCAUAUUGCCUUCCAGUUGAUAUCCGGAACAUGGCGAUUCCAGUAUGAUGUGACAUAUGGUGAAACAGACUGCGUAUUUGUUUAUUGCUGUUACCACGUCCUUGUAAAAAGCAAAAUUUCCCCACUGCUGAUUCAGUUGGACUUGGUAGUGUAAAUUGAGUAGGUUAACUAUGAUAGAAACUAUGUAUCUCUGGUGUAAAAAAAAAAAAGGCGCCUUGCUAUUAAUAAUAAGAAUACGCGGGUGACUCACUUUAGAAGGAAGAGGGUUCCUCAGAGUAGUUGCACCUUUUAUUUUGGUGAUGAUUCCUUAAAGUUUACCUCAUCUUAUAAAUAUUUAGGUUUUGUUUUGGAUGAGAAUAUGAUGUUUCAGGAAGGAAAGAAAUUACUAGCAGAUUCUGCGGGAAGAGCUCUAGGGGGUUUGCUAAGCAAAAUGAAAUCUUGCCCAGAUCUUGGUUUUUCCAUUUUUACACAACUUUAUGAAUCGUUGGUUGACCCAGUUCUAUUUUAUGCUGCAGGAGUUUGGGGUUCCAAAGAAACAUUUGAGUGUAAUUCUGUUCAACACUGAGCAUUAAGAUGCUUUCUGGGUGUGCAUAAAUUUGCAGCAAAGUUAGCUGUGGAGGGGGACGCAGGAUGGGUUCCGUGUAUAGAUAAACAGAGUUGUGAAAUGGUUCGUUUAUGGAACCGUCUUGUUAGUCUUCCAGAGGAAAGGUUAACUAAGAAAAUAUUUAACUGGGAUAAAACAAAUUUUCACCCGUGGUUCAGAGAUAUUUCAGUUAUUUUAGUAAAUUUAGACAUGGGCAUAAUUAUUCAAAAUAACUUAAAAUGUGACAUUACUUGUGUCAGACAGGAGUUGGAUGUAAAAUACAGUGAACAAUGGAAGAAGGAUAUUUGGAAUAAACCAAAACUUAGAAAUCAAGUACAAUUUAAAAGGGAUUAUAAUACAGAAUUAUAUCUCAAACGUAAGUUAACAAGAAGACAAAGAUCUCUCUGUGCUCAAAUAAGAAUGGGCAACCUCCCUUUGGCAGUGGAAGUGGGACGAUUUAAAGGAAAAUCAGUGGUGGACUUUUUAAAGCACCGGAGCGCCAAUGGCGCUAAAGUUUCUUGUCGGGCGGUAAAUACUUGACGACUUACCGCUCGGGUGGCGCCCAAGCCUUGUUUGUCAUUUACACACCAGCUUUCACCUACAUCAUGGCCGCGCCCUGUAGGAAGCCGCCAUUUUCGUUUCGCGCACGUGAACCUGCACGCCUCUAGUCACGCACCUACAAGUGCAGUACGUGCAUGGAUCGUGCACGUACUGCACGCCUCUAGUCACGCACCUACAAGUGCAGUACGUGCAUGAAUCGUGCACGUACUGCACGCCUCUAGUCACGCACCUACAAGUGCAGUACGUGCAUGAAUCGUGCACGUACUGCACGCCUCUAGUCACGCACCUACAAGUGCAGUACGUGCAUGAAUCGUGCACGUACUGCACGCCUCUAGUCACGCGAACUAUAAGGUCACUAUAAAAGACGGAGUGGAACCACACUAGAAACACACAAGCACGCAGGAUGGGAUUUCUUGAUGAAAACCUCCAGCAAAACGCUUUAAACUGAUGAGGAGAAGCGAGACAGUUCGAAAUGGUAUGAAGCACAGAAGCGUGUGCGUAGGCGGAAUGAUUCUUGGCGGUUUAAUGAAGACGGGAGGUGCAGAGGAUGGCUCGAGUACAGCAAAUCGGAGGAGGUGAUGUACUGCGUUGUAUGCCGGAAGUAUGCGACGACAAAAUCGAGUUUUGUUGAGGGAACAAACAAAUUCAAACUUGAAUAUGUUAAAGACCACGAAAAAACAGCGAGCCAAAUGAAGGCAGAAAAGACUUGUCUUGCAAAUGCAGCAACGGUAGGAGAGUCGCCAGCUGCAAAGGCCCUCGUGGGGAUGACGAAAGCACAGCAAGACAAACUGGAAAAGUUGUUUCGUACGGCUCACGCCAUUGCAAAGAAAGGAAGGCCAUACACAGACUUCAGUUGGAUGUGCGAGCAAGUAUUAUUUGCUUAACAAAUUAUCAAAAUACUGGGUUUGUUCUGUUUAACAAUGUGUUUUUGUCCAUUUCAUUGUUUGUUUGAUGGAGAAAAAAAGAACCAGAAAAGAUGCACUGUCUGUAAGUCAUCUUUGAUUUUUUUUUAAAUAAAUCCUGUUUAACUGCCAUCUUCUGUUUCUUCUUUUUUUAAAGAUUUUUAUUAAAGAUUUUCUUCAAAAAAUGUUCCUUUUAAUUAUUUUCACCUUUUCUUCAUUAUUCCAUUUUUUUUAUUUUUCCCCACCUUUUCUUAUUCCAUUUUUUUUUUACUGCCAUCUUUCCAAUGUGAGAGAUAUGUGCAUUAGCACAGUUAAAGACUGUCUGUCAAAAUUGAAUGUAUGAAAUGUAAUUUGCUUUUUCUUUCAGUUUAGAUGAGCAGAAGGGCAUGGAGAUAGGCGAAACGUACCGAACCAGAAAGCACCCCAAAACAUUCAUUGGGUAUAUAGCCCAGGCAGAGAAGCAGAGAGUGCAAGAAGAAUUUGCAGCUGGAAAGUUUCUUUCUCUGAUGUCAGAUGGCUGUGCUGACAGUGCUGUCAUUGAAGAAGAGCUCAUCUAUGGCCGACAAGCAGUUAAAGGACAAAUCUGUGUCCAGUUCCUGGGUAUUGAGGCAGUCACAAAAGCUAAUGCUGAAAACAUCACGUCUGCCAUAACAGCCGGUGUGUGUAAAGGUCUUGGUGUGGAGGAAGGCACCUGGAAGAAGAAACUUGUCGCUGUGUCAACAGACGGGGCUGCAGUCAUGCUUGGAGGAAAGAGUGGCGUGGUGACAAGAUUGACAGCAGACCUGCCCCAUGUGCUGCCCGUUCAUUGUAUGCCCCAUAGACUUGAGCUUAGCUUUAAGGAUGCUGCCUCGAAGAAUCCAUGCCACAAGAAGCUGGAUGCUCUCCUUACUGGACUCUACACAUUCUACCACUGCAGUCCUCUCAAUCGGGCGAACUUGAAGGCCUCGUUCGAAUCCCUGGGAACGAAACCCCUGAUGCCCACCAGAGCGACAGGCACCCACUGGGUAUCACACUUGUUGACGGCCUUGGACCAUUUCUUGCGAGGGUACUCUGCCGUUGUUCAACAUCUGGAACAGGCCUGGUCCCAUGCUACAUUUGUUCGGGAACAACAUGACCUUUAACGGGAGGGAACUCUCAGGCGACAGUCGAUCAUUCCAGUCAUCACACCCAAAUCUCAUUGAUGACCUGGUGGCCAACAUGGAGAACCGAUUUGGGCAUGUGAAAGGAGGGGUACUUCAUGCCACAAACAUGGCAGAUUUUGGGUUCUGGCCUGACAAAGUAAACAUAACAGGUUGGUUUUUUUGUUUCAAUUUAUGA
This is a messenger RNA of Nothobranchius furzeri (turquoise killifish), 7688 nucleotides long. The record is from RefSeq and is a predicted model, not a curated record. NCBI's taxonomy places the organism in Eukaryota, Metazoa, Chordata, Actinopteri, Cyprinodontiformes, Nothobranchiidae.